Westerdykella ornata is the source of this 669-nucleotide messenger RNA. RefSeq lists its product as uncharacterized. The transcript is spliced from 3 exons. Gene Ontology annotation, cellular component: GET complex. Gene Ontology annotation, biological process: tail-anchored membrane protein insertion into ER membrane. The coding region runs from base 1 to 669 and encodes 222 amino acids. The record is from RefSeq and is a predicted model, not a curated record. NCBI's taxonomy places the organism in Eukaryota, Fungi, Ascomycota, Dothideomycetes, Pleosporales, Sporormiaceae.
AUGCCCUCCCUCCUCCUCGUAGUCUUUAUUCUACAGCUCGUCCUGCAUAUCAUCAACACCGUGGGUGCAAAUACCAUCAACGAGUUGCUAUGGAUCCUCUACAACAAAUUCCCCACACCGACGCACAAUGCCGCGCAAAAGGUCACGGCGCUGAAACGCGACAUCGUCCGGCUGAAGCGUGAGCUGGGCCUGGUCUCGGCGCAGGACGACUUCGCACGCUGGGCGAAGCUGCAGCGCCAGCACGAUAAAGCGAUGGCCGAGUUCCAGAAGCUGGACUCCUCCCUGCGCACGCACCAGACCCGCUUCACCUCGACCGUGGCCACGCUCCGCUGGCUGGGGACCCAAGGCCUCCGCUUCGCCCUGCAAUUCUGGUUCGCCCGCGAAGCCAUGUUCUGGAUCCCGCACGGCUGGGUACCGUACUACGUAGAAUGGAUCCUGUCGUUUCCCCGGGCCCCGCUGGGCAGCGUUAGCAUCAAUGUGUGGGGGAUUGCGUGCGCGAGCAUGAUUGCGCUGGUGGCGGAGGCGGGGAGGGCAGUGUAUGUGCUUGCUACGACGAGGGCCGUUAGACAGGGAGUGGAGAAGGAGAAGCCCAUGGCGUUUGAGGCGAAACCUGGGGCGGAGAAGAGACCCCCAAAGUCAGAGCAAAAGAGCAGCAAGAAGGAACUAUGA